UACUGCACUGCACUCAGCACAAAGCGUGGAUAAGAUCCGGAUUUCCAACACCAAUGUCAAGUCAGUGCUUCUAUCUGGUAGUUCAGAAACUUGGCGUGUCACGAAACGCACUUCCAACAAACUACAGACAUUCAUCACAUCAACAGCUGCAGCCUACGCCCGCUCGCUCGCUCACUCACUCACUCACUCACUCACUCGAUAGUGAAGAUCAGAUGGAUGGCGAGAAUAAUAAGAAUAAGCAACAAGGAACUCACUCUGACUGGCUGUCAACGAACCAACUAAGCAAGAACCCACCGCCCAACAAAUAUGCAGAGACAAGUGGAGAUGGAUGGGAUUGGGCAUAGACUGAGAAGGCCGAUGGGGGACAUCACACACCAGGUCAGGCCGUCGAGUGGGAUCCAAAGGUGAAACGAUGAGUUGAGUGUUCGAGGUGAGGGUGAUAUGGAGGAGAUGAUGUGAGGAAUGAAUGAAA
Molecule: messenger RNA, 472 nt
Organism: Heterobilharzia americana
Lineage: Eukaryota; Metazoa; Platyhelminthes; Trematoda; Strigeidida; Schistosomatidae
Source: the annotation of a GenBank genome assembly